AUGUUCCGCCAGAUUGCCCCGGAUGGAGUAGUCAGUAAGGAGGCCAAAGUUGACAACCGCGGGCCGGAAGCCAGAUUCGACGAGGCAGUGGCGUACGACGUCAAGCUAUCACCCGAGGAAAUAAGUAAACUGCAUAGCAACGUCGCAAAUGGUCAAAGGUCGGGAGGAUGCCCCGUAAUGAUGAACAAGGAGUAG
Messenger RNA from Colletotrichum spaethianum, 195 nucleotides. RefSeq lists its product as uncharacterized. The record is from RefSeq and is a predicted model, not a curated record. The transcript has a single exon. NCBI's taxonomy places the organism in Eukaryota, Fungi, Ascomycota, Sordariomycetes, Glomerellales, Glomerellaceae. Bases 1 to 195 code for a protein of 64 amino acids.